Messenger RNA from Nicotiana tabacum (common tobacco), 773 nucleotides. Lineage: Eukaryota; Viridiplantae; Streptophyta; Magnoliopsida; Solanales; Solanaceae. The record is from RefSeq and is a predicted model, not a curated record.
UCUACAAUUUGCCUUUUUUUUUCUAGUAUAUCCAAGACACUGGAGAGAUACCACAUAUGCAAUUACUCCAACCUUGAAGCUGGCCAAUCUUCAACCGAUUCUCAGAAUAGCUACCAGGAAUAUACGAAGCUGAAAGCAAGAGUGGAAGUGCUACAACAGUCUCAAAGGCAUAUCCUUGGAGAAGACUUGGGACAAUUAAACAUAAAAGAGCUGGAACAGAUUGAACGCCAACUGGAUUCAUCUUUGAGGCAAAUAAGGUCAAGAAGGACGCAAAACAUGCUUGAUCAACUUUCUGAUCUUCAACAAAAGGAACAAUCUCUUCUUGAAAUCAACAGAUCCUUGAAGAUAAAGUUGGAUGAAAACUAUGUAGCCUACCAACCUCAUUGGGAUACUGCUCAACCUCAGGAGUUCUUUCAGCCUCUGCAGUGCAACAAUACAAUGCCAAACAGGUACAAUCAAGCGCCAGGGGAUAACAUAGAACCAUCAACACAGAAUGCUACUGGUGUUUUACCUGGAUGGAUGAUUUGAUGGUUGGAGCUAAAGGGGAAUCAAAUUCACUUACCUUUUACAAGCAAUUAAGUUAAUGCAGUUCGAGAUUGGAAAAGAAAAAUUAAUAAAUGUAACUUCUCCCAUACAUACAAUUGAAGUUUCAGACUUUCAAAAGACUACUGCUGGCAUGACUUGUAAACUAAUGAGUAUGGAAAGCAUAACGAUAUAUGUCAUGUAAUAAGUCAAAUUACAUAUUUUGUUUUAAUUUAGACUCGUUUUGUUCU